This is a messenger RNA of Anas platyrhynchos (mallard), 1557 nucleotides long. RefSeq names its product centrosomal AT-AC splicing factor (gene CENATAC). NCBI's taxonomy places the organism in Eukaryota, Metazoa, Chordata, Aves, Anseriformes, Anatidae. The record is from RefSeq and is a predicted model, not a curated record.
CCCGCCUACCUCCUCCUCCUCCUCUUCCUCCCGUCCCCGCCAUGGCGGUGCAUUACUGCUCGCUGUGCCGCCGCACCUCCUUCACCGGCCGCCGCCACCUCUACAGCACCGGGCACCGGCGGCGGCUGCGGGAGGCGCUGGAGAAGCUGCAGGAGGAGGUGGCGGCGGCGCUGGAGGUGCUGCGGGACGUGGUCGUGGUGCGGGAGGAGGCGGCGGAGCACGAGAGGAAGGUUUGGUGCCCCUGCUGCGGCCACGCCGUGCCCCGGGACUGGCGGCGAGGGGGGCUGGCGGUGCCGCAAGCCGGGCUCCUGCAGCACCUCGCCGGCCCCGAGCACCGUCGGGAGACAGCGCGGUUCCUGCGGGAGAACCGGGCGGAGGCGGCGCUGCGGGAGCGCCUGGUGCUGUCGGAGGAGGACCGCGGGCGCUUGGCGGCGGUGCUCGCAGAGGCUCUGGGCAACUACGAGGAGCAAGAGGAGGAGCGCAUCCAGCAGAUAGCAGCCAGCAUCCGGGAGGCAGAGCGCAGGCAGCGGGACACGGUGCGGGCUGCCCUCCAGGUUGGUGCUGAGCCACUGCUUUGUGCUGGACCUGCUGCCCUCAGCUCCACCGCAGCCCCCCCGAGGGAUUCCUCUCACAACACUGAGCAGCCUGGUCCAAGCAGCAUGCAGACAGGACCCAACUUAAACUGGAUGGAGUCAAGCCAGGCUUUGACCUUCAUUGGCCACCAGGAAACAGAAGGGAAAGGAAAUGUCCACACAGGUGCAAAACCUCCCUGGCUGACAGAGGAAGAUGAAGGGGAUGGAAGUGAAAAGCAAAUUGGACCUUCGUAUGAGGAAUUUCUAAGGCAAAAGGAUAAGCAGAAAUUGAAAAAGCUCCCAGCAGACCGCGUUGGUGCCAAUUUUGACCAUGCCUCUCAGACAGGCGACAGCUGGCUCCCUUCCUUUGGUCGGGUGUGGAACCACGGCAGGAGGUGGCAGUCCAGGCAUCAGUUUAGAGCUGAAUCAGGGGAAAAGAAGAAGAAAAGGUGAUGAGAAGAGGACCACAGAAGAAACCAAGCUCUGAUCUUUGUGGAAAAGUAGGCUGUAGGUAGCUCUAGCUUUGCCAGUGCCACGUUUGACAUCCAUCCAGAUGCCUCCAGUCCCCUGGAAGGCGGCCUGGCCACAGGGUAACACUGGGAGCUGAGCACUGUUGCUGAAAGCUACGUUGCAAGGGGCUGGUGCAGCAGAUCCAGUCCUGUAAAGGAUGUGCUGUGCAUCCUGGCAUUGAUUUCUGAAGUCAGACUGCACAGACAGCCCUGCUGUAAGCUGUCAGUAAGCUCAGCUUACACAGCGUACACUACACAUAGCGUGACAGCUCUUUGAAUAAACUAAGCUUUUGAGAAAUUAAAAAAAAUUAUAUCCUGUUAGUAGACCAACUGAAAGCCAUUUCGGAUACAGGGCUACUUCUAGCAACUGCUGUCCUAUGCCUGUUGUUUUCAUUUCACUUUUUGUGACUUUAACACGUUAUAGCUUUCAGAGAAAGGAAAAAUCCACUUCUGCCUCAUGUCAAGGCCAACUGUAA